UGCAACCGGAAGUCCGGUUUUGAUGCCUGAUUCACGUGAUCCUCAGCGCGCUGCAGAGUUGCAGUCGGCUUUAACUACACAUUUAUCAUGUGACGGUUUAAUACACAUCCUGUGGAGUAAAACAGGAAGAUUAACCUGUUAAUAAGAAGCAAAACCAGCGUCACAGGAUCUAAAGCCUCUGCACCAUGAGACGCUCCGGUUUCUUCAUCCGGGCGAGAGAGGAGGAGAAGCGAUGGACGGAGAGGGAGAGAGAGACGGAGAGAGAGAGACCUGCGGCGCUGAACGGAGACGAAGCGAGAGACUUUUACCGGAGUCUGUUUGAAGACGAGGACGGAGUGAGGAGAGAGGAGAGGAGAGAGGAGAGGAGAGAGAAGAGGAGAGAGGAGAGGAGAGAGGAGAGGAGAGAGAAGAGGAGAGAGGAGAGGAGAGAGGAGAGGAGAGAGGAGAGGAGAGAGGAGAGGAGAGAGGAGAGGAGAGGAGGCGGAGCUGGUGAAGGAGGGGUGAAGAAUAGCGGAGGUGUGGUGGGGAACUCGGGCGCGGCGCCCCCUGCAGGCCGCACUGACGGGUACAGGCUGCUGCGGUGUGCGGAGCAGGGCGAUAUACGGGGCCUGGAGGACGUCCUGAGACGAGGCUGCAACGACUUCAGAGAUCAGUUUAACUGGACCGCACUGAUGAGCGCCGCGUGCUCCGGGAGAACCGACACGGUCGAGUCCUGCUCCAGAGGGGGGGCGCUGUGGACAUCCAUCACUGACACACAGGGGAGGGAUGCACGUGAUCUGGCUCGUCUCGCUGGUCAUCAUGAUGUCGUCACCGUACUGGAGCAAUUCAGCAUCACACAGAGCUCACACACCUCACACACACCUACUGACCCAACACACAGCUCCCCUCCCCCUCAGCGGUGUGAGGUGUGUGAGGUGUGUUACACGGACAGCGCACACACACACACCUCGUCCACGCUGCACCAGUUCAGCCUGAAGCGUCCUCCGUCGCUCCCUCACUACUGUCUCGCUCCCUCCAGCGUAGGGUACAAGGUGAUGCUGCGUUUGGGAUGGGACCCUCACUCCGGCCUCGGCCCGGAACACUCGGGCCGCCUCGACCCCGUCGGCACCGUGCUCAAAUCCGAAAGGACCGGCCUCGGGUUCGGGCCCAAGCCCAGGUCAAAGGUCACGCACUUCAAGGCCAACGACAUGCAGGCGGUCCGCAGGGCGCCUGAAAGACGAGAGGAGAGACAGGAACGAGGGACGACGGUCAGCGCUAAGAACAGGAAGAGGACGGAGGAGAGACAGAGACAGUGGGAGAGAGAUUACCGCACCUCGUUCAACAUCGACUCAUGACCUUUCACCUCUGAUGCUGUAGUCAGGUGACUUUAUCGCCCUCUAGUGGCGUGAGACGGGACGAACUGUUUAAUUUAUCACUUUUAUUAAAUUACGUUGUCACUGAAGUUUCUCUGCCUCACACUGUAGAUGUUUUUAUUUUGAACCGACAUCCGUGUAAUAAAACACCAAAAAUAAACCAAAAUGCUCAUUAAGCUGUA
Molecule: messenger RNA, 1534 nt
Organism: Pangasianodon hypophthalmus (striped catfish)
Lineage: Eukaryota; Metazoa; Chordata; Actinopteri; Siluriformes; Pangasiidae
Gene: gpank1
Product: G patch domain and ankyrin repeats 1
Molecular function (GO): nucleic acid binding
Source: RefSeq, a predicted model, not a curated record